This is a messenger RNA of Macadamia integrifolia, 1416 nucleotides long. Its product is annotated as histone-lysine N-methyltransferase ATXR4. Bases 76 to 1074 code for a protein of 332 amino acids. Lineage: Eukaryota; Viridiplantae; Streptophyta; Magnoliopsida; Proteales; Proteaceae. Gene Ontology annotation, cellular component: nucleus. The transcript is spliced from 7 exons. The record is from RefSeq and is a predicted model, not a curated record. Gene Ontology annotation, molecular function: protein binding.
AUCAACUUUUUUCAAAUUGAACUAUGGACUGAACCAUUCAAAGUGGAAAAAAGAACAUUUGGAGAAGACGACGAGAUGCCUCCAGUGGUCAGUUAUGGCCGUUGGGCUUUGACAUUGAAGACGAAGAAGAACCUGAAAUGCCAACACCUCAUGCUUCGUCUCCUCUCCCACUUCGCCGCCGAUAACAACAACAGCCCCGGCCAGCAUUUGCCAACUGGCCCACCUCCCAUCCAAGUUUCUUUCACUGCGUCGGCGGGGAGGGGAGUGUUCGCAACUCGGAGGAUUGGAGCGGGUGAUCUCAUCCACACAGCAAAACCCUUAGUGUCUCAUCCUUCCCUCUCUCUUCUCCACAAGGUCUGCUAUUUUUGCCUCAGGAAUCUCCCAAUCGCUCAUUCUUCGGAUGCUCUAACUGUUCCUUUCUGUAGCGAUCAAUGCAGAGAACACUCAAAGGCUUUUCUGGAUAUUGAAAAAAGAGCCGAUUGGUCACCAUAUAAUGACCACUGCAGAACCCAAGGUUUGAAGUAUCCACUAUUGGUAAAGCGGUUGGCUUGCAUGGUUAUUUCUGGUACGACAUCAUCAGACACUCUUGAUGUACUUCAACCUGCGUAUCUAUCCCCUGAAAUGCUUUCAGAGAUGGGAGAGGAAUUUCGCUUGCUGAGGCAUGCUUUGGUGAAUGGGGGCAUUAAGGAUGAAAUGAUGGCAUUUCUAACCAAGGAAUGGUACACUGGUGUGUUGGCACGGAUUCGUAUCAAUGCUUUUCGCAUUGAAUUGGUUGGAGGAUCAUAUGAGGAUUUACUUUUAUUAGCAUCAGCUUCCGUUGAAGCUGAAGCUGCUGUUGGGAACGCUGUUUAUAUGCUUCCAUCUUUCUACAAUCAUGACUGUGAUCCCAAUGUGCACAUUAUUUGGACAGAGAAUGUGGAUGCAAGAUUGAAAGCCUUGCGUGAUAUUGAAGCAGGUGAGGAGCUUCGUAUCUGCUACAUCGAUGUGAGCAUGAAUCAUGAUGCUCGACAAAAACUGCUGUUUGAAGGGUUUGGUUUCUGCUGUAAUUGUCUUCGGUGUAUGUCUGGUGAUUAAGAAUUUUACGUGGAAACAUGGGCUACGUCAGCUUCAAAUCAAUGCAGGACAAACUGGUGGAGGCAUGAUUUAACUUCUAAAUAUGGAUAUUUCCCAAUUAAUUUUGCAAAGAGCACCCCCCUUGGGUGGGUGGGUGGGGUAGUAUGUGUGAUGGUUAAGCUGGGAAGCAAGCAGGCCCACAAGUUUAAGGAAGGUUUUAACAUAUAAUUAACUGUUUGGAGUUUGAGCUACAGGCUUGGCAGUUGAUUAGUGAAAAGUAAAUAUAGCCAUGUAUAACAUUUGAUGGAUUAGACCUGCUCUGCAGACUGUUUUCUAGUUAAAGAAACUAUAAUUACUUUUGAA